AGCACUAUAGCACCACUAUAUCACCAAUAAUCCCAGCCAUUCAUUACCCUAUGUGCGCGUGUCUCUGUCUUCAGGUUCGUCACUCUCUUCUCUCUACGCGUAUCAGCCACCCGCCCACCCCAUCCCCGUCCGUCUCUCUCUGCGCCGCCCUCCAUCUCCGUCAGGCUCCACAACUCCAUCGCCUAACUCUUUUUCAGGAUUCACACUCUCUCUGUUUUGCCUCUCCUAAUCCUCAAAUCAAUGGCAGGUCUCAAAUCCAGGAUCCAAAAACGAAAGCGAAAGUCAACAUCCUUGCAGUCAUGCUCUACAAAAAAGAGGGCUGAGUGGAUAAAUGACGGCAAAGAAAGUUUGAACAAUAAGGUGCUAAAUUCAAUAGGUGUAUGUGGUGGUCAAGUGAGGCCUGAUGAAUUGAAACAAGGAGAUGAAGAAAGUGAUCUUGUUGGCAUUCUUAUGCCAAUUCGCGGCCCUUCUAAUCAUCAAGGAAGUGUUACAUUUGUUCUUGAGGAGGCGUCAUUAACACUUGCUUAUAUUGGCAAGAGGUACCAGAUACUUUCUUCUGAUGAGCAUGCCGAUUAUUUGCGGAAAAAGAAGUUGAAUCCUUAUGAUUAUCGGCCUGACAUUGUUCAUGAGGCACUCCUUCAAAUUAUGGAUAGUCGACUUCGUAUGGCUGGUCGGUUGAGUGCAGUAUACAUCAAGACAGAUGGAGGAGCCUUGAUCAAAGUAGAACCAUUUGCUCAGAUUCCGAGGACUUUGGCAAGUUUCUGUAACAUGAUGGCCCAAUUGCUUCAAAAGCUGAGUAUCAAAGCAAAGGGCAAGGGUAUAAAGCUGUUGCGCCUGGUAGACAAUCCUGUAACGAAGCAUUUACCCUUCAACUCAUACAAAAUAGGUCUUUCAUUCAGCUCAGAAAAAGCUGUUCAACUGCGGGAUUAUAUUAAGGGAAUCCGUAGCAAUAGUGAUAUGGUGUUUGUGGUUGGUGCAAUGGCUCAUGGUAAAAUUAAAUGUGAUUACAUUGAAGACCUUGUAUCAGUGUCUCCCCAUCACUUGAGUUCGGGGAUUUGUUUGAGGUGUAUUAACAUUGCCUUGGAGAGGAUGUGGAGCAUAUUAUGAAGCGCCUAAGUGGCAUCAUCUCUUUUCUCUUCUUUCAAGCAUAAACUUUAUUUAUGGUUUUCGAUUGACCUGAACGCCGGUAAUGAGCCAAGAGUAGAACUAAUUUUUGCCCUCAUAUGAAGAGGUGAAGCAGCUUAUUGAGUGCAUAGAUCUGGCUCUGUUGAUUGAAUAGAGUAUCUGAUCUUAUGGGUGAAGUAAGGUGAAUACAAUAAAAAAGGGAGAAAGCAGACUCGGUCCAGUCCGCAAAUCUGUUGUUGCAGAGUAAUGGAGGGGGUGAGGGACAAAUGGGGUACACUUACUAUAUACAUAUGCAAUGUACGCAAAAAUCAUCACCAUCUUGGCCGAUCACCAUCAUCAGCAGCUUCCGUUGAUCUUUGCCAAAAUCACCGCGUAGAUCGUCGUUCCUCCUCUCUGUUCCCGGUUGUCUUCCAUCAUUCACCAUCAUCGCCGAGUUUCCCUUUCCUUUGAGCGCGCAGAUGGAGAUCUGCGGGGAGGAGAUCUAAGCAGAUUAAGAAGCAUCGCGGGAGUUCCUUGACGGAGUUCUACUUGGAUUCAAUUGAGGUUUUCGCCAAUUAAAUUGAGGUGAGUGAU
This is a messenger RNA of Cuscuta campestris, 1698 nucleotides long. Lineage: Eukaryota; Viridiplantae; Streptophyta; Magnoliopsida; Solanales; Convolvulaceae. The record is from the annotation of a GenBank genome assembly.